Molecule: messenger RNA, 1795 nt
Organism: Synchiropus splendidus (mandarinfish)
Lineage: Eukaryota; Metazoa; Chordata; Actinopteri; Syngnathiformes; Callionymidae
Gene: nrbf2b
Product: nuclear receptor binding factor 2b
Exons: 4
Coding region: 288-1169 (293 amino acids)
Biological process (GO): autophagy
Source: RefSeq, a predicted model, not a curated record
AAUAUUGGAUUCAAGCAACCAAGUGUGUUGAACUGGCUAUUGUCCAGACACGCUUUGUACAUCACAUAUCAACAAACGUCGGUUGUUCAUCUAGGUUGUGCACAUUUCGGUUCCGCAGGUUUCUCAAAGCGGCUGUUCAGAAAAGAAGCUUUUAAUUUGUCAGUGGCGCGUUUCCGGUUCCUUGUAUCGUUGGCGCAGCUGUGGCUGAGGAGGCAACUGUGCCUCAGUCACUGCCGUGUUAUUGCAUUACUCAUUUUUCUUUAACCAGGGCUCAUUUCCCAGUGCGAAUGAAAGUCCUGGGGGGGCAGAGCCGCUUUUCGUGUAACUUUAACCCGCGAAGAUUGGACUCCAUGGAGGUCGUCGACAGUCCCCUCAACCUGGCUCAUCAGCAGUGCAGAAAGGCAGAUCGCCUGCUCGCAGCAGGAAAGUUUGAAGAGGCAAUUUCCUGCCAUGGGAAAGCAGCGGAUCUAUUGACGAAUGCUCUGAAGAAAACCGGGUGUGAGCAGCAGGCCCGUCUCUCCAUGGAGCUGCAGAGGGACAGCCAUAUCAAACAACAGCGUCUGAUCCAGGAGCGCUGGAAGAGAGAGGCCCGGCGCCAAAUGACCAAGGCCCAAGCUGUGCAGGGGACUCCUUCCAGCAGUCCAGCCCUGGUGCAUCAGAGUCCAGCCUCAGGCCCCCUCCGGGAGUCCUGUGCCGCGGGCGCCGGCAUGCAGGAACGGGAGUACGACACUUUACUAUAUCAGCUGCAGAUCCGUCAGGCUGGGAGCAUACCACCUCAGAUACCUUGCCCCGGUUCCAAGGUCACCAAAGACGACAAGACUCGUCUAGAGGAACAGCAGACCACCAUCGAGUACCUGCGGAGCCUGGUGGACCAACUCAUUAAUAAAAAUCUGGAGCUGGUCAAAGAGAACAAGCAGCUGAAGUUGGAAAAUGCCCGCCUGCGCUCCGAGGAGACUGAGGAGGACCUAGAAGAGCACGCCGACCUGUGGAUGCUCUCGCCGGCAGAGGGCAUCAUGGGCACCAUCGGAGGAGCUCAGAGGAAAGCAACGGAUCAAGAGAGUGACAGUCCUGUUCCCAUGCCAACAGAGGAGGACCUGUGUGACCUGCCGCCUCUGGAGUUGCCAAACCUUAAUGAACUGCAAGAGAUACUUGAAAAGGACAAACUGUGAUUGGAAACACAGUUUCAUUUCUGGUGAGGUCAGACUCGUGCCACAAUGUUUGGCUUUGGAUUUCUACAGGGACGGUCCAGCUUCUCAGGUGACAUGUCUGCCGUCUGACACCCGAAAUGAUUUUUUUUGUAACAACCACUUCAGGAAAGUGAGGAACUGCUCAAGAGGUCUGGACGUGUGUCCUGACACGAUGGCAAACCAUGAGAAUCUGCUGCUCCUCCUGUCAGUGAGCAUCACGUCACUGCUGACUUUGAUGCUGAAGUGAAUUGUGUCAACCAUGAAAGAAACUGGAGCUACAAGGGGCAUUUAAUCAGAUCGUGGCUGACGCUCGUUUGAUGAAUGAUAUUCAUGAACGUUAAAAUAUGCAACAAUCUUAUUCCUUGAAACAAACUCAAGCAUUAUGCACAAGCGGCGGUUGUCAUGAAGUGGAACCUCAUACCAACAACUCUCCAGAUACUUGAGCGGUGCCACAGGACUGAGUUGACAAACCUCCCAACAUGGUGGACACUGCAGCGUCAGUGACUGGAAAAGCCUGUUUUUGAAACUGUUGUUUAUUUAAUGUGAUAUUGAAUAAAAUAGACAGGAAAAAUACUCAGUUUCAGUAAUUUUAUGGAACUACUUCCCCU